UUUUUUUUCUUUGUUUUAUUUAUUUAUGAAAAUAUCUAGAGAAGCGAAAAUAUAUUUUAUGCUUGUUAUUACAGGCGGAUUUUUUUUAGUAGAAAUCAUUAUUGGAUAUUAUGUUAGUUCACUAGCUUUGAUUGCUGACUCUUUUCAUAUGUUAAAUGAUUUAAUCAGCAUGUGUAUUGCUUUGUGGGCCAUUAAAUUAGCUAAAAAGACUCAAUAUGAUCCUAAAUAUUCCUACGGUUGGCAAAGAGCAGAAAUUCUCGGUGCUUUAGUCAACGGUGUCUUUUUGUUAGCAUUAUGCUUUACUAUCUUCAUCGAUUCAAUUGAACGAUUUAUAUCUCCUGAAGUUGUGACACAUCCUUUAAUGGUUUUAAUUACCGGAAGCGCUGGUCUUAUUGCUAAUUUAAUUGGUUUAGUUUUAUUUCACGACCAUGGACAUAGUCAUAAUUUAGAUAUUGAAACAAGUAAACAUCAACAUGGAAGCUUAAAUAUGAAAGGUAUAUUUUUACAUGUUUUAGGUGAUGCAUUAGGUAAUGUGGGUGUUAUUGCAUCUGCUUUGUUUAUCUGGUUAACAUCCUUUGAUUGGCGAUAUUAUGCUGAUCCAAUUGUUAGUGUCUUGAUCACCAUUAUUAUAUUUAUUUCGGCUGUUCCUUUAGUGAGACAGACAUCCUUUAUUUUAUUACAAGGUGUACCUCAUAAUAUACAAUUACAAGAAGUCAAUAAUGAAAUACUACAGUUAGAAGGAGUACUUUCAGUUCAUGAAUUUCAUAUUUGGCAACUGAAUGACACAAAAUUGAUUGCUUCUCUUCAUGUGUUGAUAAAGUCACGACAAGCAUAUAUGAAAUUAGGUCAAAAGAUACGAGAAUUGCUGCAUCAAUAUGGUAUUCAUUCAGUAACGAUUCAACCCGAGUUUAGUAUGGACACAGUAAUUGAAGAAAAGUUACAAAUGGAUGGAAUAGAACCAUCUAUUCAUGAGACAAUAGCAAAUGAGGAUUCACAAAGUACUGCAUCAUCAUGUUUAUUACGUUGUAUAGAAGACUCUUGUUUAGAAAAUGCAUGUUGUCCUCCAGAACAAUAGACUUAGUUAUUAUUAUUUUAUUUCCUUGUUACUAUUAUUAAAAUAAACACAUUUAAUAAAAUUCCCAAAAUCACAACAAAUCCAAGUUUGUGAUACAACUACAUGCCGUACCGUACUAAAUGGUAAUAGUUCAUAAGCCUCAUCAUCUUCCUUAUUGUUGUUGCUGCUACUACUACUGCUACUACUACU
This is a messenger RNA of Cokeromyces recurvatus, 1264 nucleotides long. Its product is annotated as cation efflux protein. Gene Ontology annotation, molecular function: zinc ion transmembrane transporter activity. Gene Ontology annotation, cellular component: membrane. The transcript is spliced from 8 exons. The record is from RefSeq and is a predicted model, not a curated record. Bases 26 to 1075 code for a protein of 349 amino acids. NCBI's taxonomy places the organism in Eukaryota, Fungi, Mucoromycota, Mucoromycetes, Mucorales, Mucoraceae. Gene Ontology annotation, biological process: intracellular zinc ion homeostasis; zinc ion transmembrane transport.